Molecule: messenger RNA, 1882 nt
Organism: Setaria italica (foxtail millet)
Lineage: Eukaryota; Viridiplantae; Streptophyta; Magnoliopsida; Poales; Poaceae
Product: DIMBOA UDP-glucosyltransferase BX9
Exons: 2
Coding region: 297-1709 (470 amino acids)
Molecular function (GO): UDP-glycosyltransferase activity
Source: RefSeq, a predicted model, not a curated record
CCGACAACAGUGCCUCCAAACAAAGGCUCUCUGCAAGCUUUUGCAAACCCACGCAUUUCCCAAACUGACCUCUCAAAUCGAAUCCCCUCGACGAUCUCGCGCAUCCUUUACAAUCCCAUCUCCGUUUCAGCAAUCAUUCGAGGAUUCGGCCCUAUCCCAAUCGCCUCAAAAUCAAGUCAAACUUUUAUAAGACGCACCCCAGCUGCUGAGCCGCUCACCAGACGCCAAGAUUCGUCGUCCUCCCUCCGAUCGCCAAAGCUGCAGGGCCGGCCGGCGAAGGUAGUUCUUGAGGAGCCAUGGCGGCCGCGUCGGCCUCUGCGGCGAGCUCCGGCGGCGGCCGUCCCCGGCGCGUGCUGAUGUUCCCGCUGCCGUUCCAGGGCCACCUGAACCCGAUGCUGCAGCUGGCCGGGGCGCUGCACGCGCGGGGCGGCGGCCUGGUGGGCAUCACCGUCUUCCACGCCGCCUUCAACGCGCCCAACCCGGCGCGGCACCCGCCGGGGUACCGCUUCGUCCCCGUCGGCGAGGGCGUGCCGUCGGCCGACCUGAUCCCGUCCGGCAGCGACGCGGACUUCGCCGGCGCGCUGGGCCGGAUCAACGACCGCCUCCGGGAGCCGUUCCGGGACCUCCUGCGCCAGGCGCUCGCCGAUGCCGAGGACGACGAGGCGGCGGCGUGCCUGGUGGUGGACUCCAACCUGCGAGGGAUCCAGCUGGUGGCGGAGGAGCUCGGCGUGCCGACGCUCGUGCUCCGCACCGGCGGCGCCGCCUGCCUCGUCGCCUACAUGGCGUUCCCGGCGCUCUGCGACAAGGGCCUCCUCCCGCCGGCAUCUCAAGAUAAGGUUCAGUUGGACAUGCCAUUGGAUGAGCUUACACCACUACGGCUGAGAGAUAUGGUGUUCUCGCGCACUACUACGCAUGCUAAUAUGAGAAGAUGCCUACAAGAUUUAUUGGAUGCAGGAAGUAGUUCUUCCGGUAUCAUCCUAAACACCUUCCAAGACCUUGAGAAUUCAGAUGUCCAAAAGAUCUCCAAUGGCCUCGGCGUUCCGUUGUACACGAUAGGGCCACUUCACAAGAUUUCUUCAGGCACUGAGGGAAGCUUGCUAGCACAAGACCAGACUUGUUUAAAGUGGUUGGACAAGCAAGAGGCUGAUUCUGUUCUCUAUGUGAGCUUUGGGAGCUUGGCAUCUAUGGAUGAAAAGGAAAUGUUGGAGACAGCAUGGGGCUUGGCCAACAGCCAGAUGCCAUUUCUGUGGGUGAUCCGUCAUAACAUGGUCAAGUCCUCACACCAGAUGAGCAUUCCUGAAGGCUUUGAGGAGGCGACACGUGGAAGGGGAAUGGUCGUGACCUGGGCUCCACAGCAAGAAGUUUUAGGGCACCACGCAAUUGGUGGCUUUUGGACUCACAAUGGAUGGAACUCGACUCUGGAGAGCAUUUGUGAGGGUGUUCCAAUGAUAUGUAGGCCCCAAUUUGCCGACCAGAUGAUAAAUAUGAGGUACGUUCAAGAAGUGUGGAAGAUAGGGUUUGAGAUAGAAGGGGAGUUGGAGAGGGGGGAGAUCGAGAUGGCUAUUAAAAAGUUACUAUGCACAGAAGAAGGUAGACAGAUGAGACUGAGGGCUAAGGAUCUUCAGGACAAAGCUGUUAAGUGUAUCGAGGAAGAAGGCUCUUCCAAAUCUGCAAUGGAGUCGCUGCUGAAGCGCAUAAUGUCAUUUUAGAUAUUUUCCGUGCAUAAGAAGAAAGUAUUGCUGUUAGAUGUGAUAAGUGCUUCCCAUAAAUUGAGAAGGCAGUUAAUAAAGCCGUGUAUUGACAUGUAAGCUUCCAUUUUAAUUUGAGCAAAUAAGUCGUCAACAGGGAGGAACCAUCAAUGAAGAAAUCCGGCUUUCAGAAA